This is a messenger RNA of Penaeus chinensis, 2151 nucleotides long. RefSeq names its product transmembrane ascorbate-dependent reductase CYB561-like. Gene Ontology annotation, molecular function: oxidoreductase activity. NCBI's taxonomy places the organism in Eukaryota, Metazoa, Arthropoda, Malacostraca, Decapoda, Penaeidae. The coding region runs from base 111 to 926 and encodes 271 amino acids. The record is from RefSeq and is a predicted model, not a curated record. The transcript has 7 exons.
UUGCUACCAGCUUCGAUAUACUCCGGACUGAAUCAAGUGAUCGAUAAACUGUUAUUAAUUAACCACUGGAUAAGGAGAAAUCCGUGACAUUGAACUAAAGCGAGGCAAAGAUGCUGGCGUCACCAAAACAAGUGAGACGCGACUGGGAAGCUGGAGAGGUCGGAUCUCUCAUCGGCAGAGGAUUGAUCGACGAGAUGGAGAACGAGUCGCGAAACAUCAGGUUCUUCACCAAACUCUACACUUUCGCUCAGAUGCUUGGCAUCUUGUGCGUGGUGCUGGUGGGCGUCUGGAUCGGGAUCUACCGCGGGGGGUUCGGGUGGCAGGCUACACCGGCGCUGCAGUUCAACUGGCAUCCGUUUCUCAUGGUCUUAGGGAUGGUGUUUCUCUAUGCGAAUGGGGCCCUAGUGUACAGAGGAUUCCGAUCCGAGAAGAAGAAGAAGCUGAAGAUCAUCCACACGCUGGUUCAGCUUGGGACCUUCAUCUUCUCUGUGGUGGGCAUCGUGGCCGUGUUCGACUUCCACAAUUCAAUGGGCAUUCCCAAUAUGUAUAGUCUGCACUCGUGGGUCGGCCUGUGUGUGGUUAUACUAUUCGCCUGUCAGUGGUUGUCGGGCCUUCUGACGUUCCUUUUCCCAGGCUUACGACCUUCUGUCAGAGCUGCUUAUUUGCCUGUACAUCAGUUUUUUGGACUUGCAAUAUUUAUUGGUUCUGUAGUUUCCUGCCUUUUAGGCUUGACAGAAAAGGCAUUCUUUUCAAUGCCGGUCUCGAAACCAAACGGUUACAACGCCUUCCCACCUGAGGGCAUCUUAAUAAAUGUCAUUGGCAUUUUGCUGAUUUUCUUCGCUGGAUUAGUGGUCUAUCUGAUGUCCAACUCGCAUUUUCGCCGACAGACUUCUGAAGAUGAGACCUUGCCUGUAACUGUGUACUGACAUCUGCAUUGGAGCCAGGAGAACUGCAUGCCCUCCAUUUUUCAGUCUGCUGUAUCAUGAUGUUUAUACAGUUUCCCAAAAUGUUGUUAUUAUUAUUGUCAUCAUUAUCAUUAUUAUUAUUCCUAUAAUUGUGGUUCUUAUUAUUAUUGCUGCUACUUCUAAUACUACUAGCAAUCAUCUACUACUACUACUACUACUACUACUACUACUACUACUACUACUACUACUGUUAUUAGUAUUACUGUUAUCAGCAUUAUUAUUAGAAUUGGUUGGUCUAAUAUUUUCUAUGCAGUGUGGUUUCCCACUUUGUGUUAAUUUUGAAAGAUUUUAAUUUUCUUAUGCAAGUAUAUUUAGUAUUGUGUAAAGUAAAAAAUCAUAAAAAGCUCUAUUAUACAUGACCAGUCUUGAGGGAAACUGUAUGAGAGGCCUUAGUUUUAAAUGAAUCAAUUAAGUAAAAGACGUAAAGAUUGUGCUGCUAUUACGAAUGAAAAAGUCUAGAAAAAAAAUCCCUCAUCCUCCUCAAAGAAUAAUCACGUAAAUGUACAGAAGGGACAGUAAUUAAUUAUGAAAGCGAAUGCAUUUUCCAAGGAUUUACUCAAAAUAUGGAGCAGGUAUCCAGCCUUUGCUUUCUAUUUAAUUUCAAUCACAACUGAAUGAAGUUCUGCAUAUAGUUUUAAAGAGCUUGGAUAAAACACACAAUGUUAUGUACAGUAGCAAAUAUUUAUGUAAACUUAAUGUUACUUACUAGCCAUCUUUUUUAGACAGGCUACUAUAAAGGCCAAUAUAUUAUUCAUGUAGUCAGUGAAAUACAGUAACAGUAACUAGAUUGUAAUUUAAAAGUAAUUAUAAUUUUAAUAGAACCGUCUUUCAGGCUGUAUUUUAGGGAACAAAGUGAGUGUGUGUUAAACAAAAUAUUACAUAAAAGAAUAAUGUGAAGUAUGAAUAGAAAAGGUAUAUUGUGCCUCAAGAUAUAUUUUAAAUGGUUGUAGAUUGUCAUUAAACACUGAAGGUCACAUGCAAAAGAUGACAUUAUAUAGACUAAUGUAGUUCCUGUUCUUUAUUUAUGUCCUAUUGUGAUUCAUUACUAACUUUUUUCCAUUGUGAGUUGUAUUUUUUUUCUUUCCCUUUAAAGAUAUAUAUUUCUAAAAUACAUAUGAAUUUAUCUUAAUUCUCAUAGAUGUUCAAUAUUAUAUGUGCAUGCCAUAAAGUAUAUGUUGAUUCCAAA